UGAACUUCCUGUCACUAGGUGUGUGGUUGAAGGGGUGGAGUGGCCUGUCUCUUUAUCUCAGAACAUUUCUCCAUUCAGCUCAGCUCAUUCUCCACUACAGUUCACUCAGGUUAAGGAGGGGUUUCUGAUUUCUUCACACUGAAUGACCUUAGCCAUAACCAUCUGCUUUGGCUUUGCAGUUAAAACAGAAAACCGCUAAGAUAUUUCUCAGUAUCGUAGCCUGCAUUCAGAGUAAGCGCAGGUUAGAGUUUAAAGCUUUUGGAACGCCACAGAAGAAGAAGAACAACCAGAAGCAGAAGAACAACCAGAAGCAGAAGAAGCAGCAGCAGCAGCAGAAGAAGAAGAAGAAGUAGAAGGAGCGACGCCGCUAACGGGAGUUAACAUCAUUUUCUUCAGCGGUUGAGCUUCUCUUGAAUGAAUGCAAUGUUAUCCAUGUAGUGAGACACUGAGUCUGGAGAAACGCUGUAAGGAACUAUUCCAGCUUUGAGUUUUAAGCCCUUUUUGGUCCAUGAUCUCUGUGGCUUUCUCACACUUUUUCCCCGAGCUUCCACCGCCAUCGCCCAGGGCCGUGACACAUCAAUAAACAAAGAGGGACUCUUUCAGCUGGAGUUUGCCCUGACACCAGAUUCUCAGAGAUUGUUAGAGAGAAAGAGGAGAGACUGGACUGUGGCAGCAACAGGUCAGUCAGCUGUGCGUCACCGGGAGGGAGAACUCCAAGAUUAUUAUUGUUCUGCUGUCUGCCGUGGGGAUCUGUAUUUACACUGGAGCAGGACAAAGCGGAGGCGGUGGGGAGUGACAGUGUGCGGGCAAUGAUGGAGAGCGCCCUCACAGCCAGGGACCGGGUGGGAGUGCAGGAUUUUGUCCUGCUCGAGAACCACACCAGCGAGGUGGCCUUCAUUGACAACCUGCGCAAGCGCUUCAAGGAGAACCUCAUCUAUACGUACAUUGGCUCAGUGUUGGUGUCGGUGAAUCCCUAUAAAGACUUGGAGAUCUACACCAAGCAGCAUAUGGAGCGGUACAGAGGCGUUAACUUCUAUGAAGUCUCCCCUCACAUAUAUGCGGUGUCUGAUAAUGCGUAUCGCUCCAUGCGGACGGAGAGACGGGACCAGUGUAUCCUGAUCUCUGGAGAGAGUGGUGCUGGGAAGACGGAAGCCUCUAAGAAGGUUCUGCAGUACUACGCCAUCACCUGUCCUGCCAGCGACCAAGUGCAGACCGUGAAAGACCGCCUACUGCAGUCCAACCCUGUUCUGGAGGCCUUUGGAAAUGCUAAAACUUUGCGCAAUGACAAUUCAAGCCGUUUUGGGAAAUACAUGGACAUCCAGUUUGACUUCAAGGGUGCUCCAGUUGGGGGUCACAUCCUGAACUACCUGCUGGAGAAAUCUCGUGUCGUGCACCAGAGCCAUGGAGAACGAAACUUCCACAUCUUCUAUCAGCUCAUUGAGGGCGGCGAAGAGGAUCUGCUCAGGAGACUCGGCCUGGAGAGGAACGCACAGCAGUACCAGUACCUCGUGAAGGGUAAUUGUCCUAAAGUGAGCUCCAUUAAUGACCGCAACGACUGGAAGGUGGUGAGAAAAGCUCUGAGCAUCAUUGGGUUCAGCGAUGAUGAAGUGGAGGAGCUAUUAAACAUCAUUGCCAGUGUGCUACAUUUGGGGAAUAUUCAGUACGGGAGUGAGGAUGGUGGCAAUGCCUACAUUACCGUAGACACCCAGAUUAAAUAUUUAGCCAGGUUAUUAGGCGUGGAUAGCUGCAUUCUCAAAGAGGCUCUGACACAUAAGAAGAUUACUGCCAAAGGAGAGGAGCUGAUGAGUCCGUUGAAUCAGGAGCAGGCUUCCUCAGCGCGAGAUGCUUUAUCUAAAGCCAUUUAUGGACGCACCUUCACCUGGCUCGUGAACAAAAUCAACGCCUCUCUGGCCUUCAAGGAGGACUUCUUCAGUGGUAAGAGUACAUCUGUCAUUGGCCUGUUGGAUAUCUAUGGGUUCGAGGUCUUCCAGAACAACAGUUUUGAGCAGUUCUGCAUCAACUACUGCAAUGAGAAGCUGCAGCAACUCUUCAUCGAGCUGACCCUGAAAUCAGAACAAGAGGAGUAUGAAGCUGAGGGAAUCACGUGGGAGCCUGUGCAAUAUUUCAAUAACAAGAUUAUUUGUGAUCUUGUGGAGGAGAAGUUCAAAGGCAUUAUCUCGAUCUUGGAUGAGGAAUGUCUGAGGCCAGGAGAUGCCACAGACUUCACUUUCCUACAGAAGCUGGAGGACACAUUAGGCGGCCAUGCUCACUUCUUAACUCAUAAGCUGGCUGAUGGAAAGACCCGGAAAGUGAUGGGUAGAGAUGAGUUCAGGCUGCUGCAUUAUGCCGGAGAAGUCAACUACAAUGUAAACGGCUUUCUGGACAAGAACAAUGAUCUCCUCUUCAGAAAUUUGAAAGAGGUGAUGUGCAUGUCAGAAAACAAGAUCCUCACUCAGUGUUUCGACCGGGAAGAGUUAACGGACAAGAAGCGGCCAGAAACAACGGCUACCCAGUUUAAGAACAGCCUGGCCAAGCUGAUGGAAAUCCUCAUGUCUAAGGAACCGUCAUACGUGCGCUGCAUCAAACCUAACGAUGCCAAGCAGGCUGGCCGAUUUGAUGAUGUUUUGAUCAGACAUCAAGUGAAGUAUCUGGGCCUGAUGGAGAAUUUGAGAGUAAGGAGAGCGGGCUUUGCCUACCGGCGCCGCUACGAGAUCUUCCUCCAGAGGUAUAAGUCGUUGUGUCCGGACACCUGGCCCAACUGGGACGGCCGCUUGGUAGAUGGAGUCUCCACACUUGUCAGGCACCUGGGUUACAAACCUGAGGAGUACAAACUUGGCAGGACCAAAAUCUUCAUCCGUUUUCCAAAGACCUUGUUUGCAACAGAAGAUGCAUUAGAAGUCCGAAAACACAGUCUUGCAACCAAGCUUCAGGCGAACUGGAAGGGCUGUUGUCAGAAAUCCAAAUACCGUAAAAUGAGACGAUCAGCCAUCCUGAUUCAGGCCUGGUGGAGAGGAAUUUUGGCCCGCAGGAGAGCAUGUCGCAGAAGACAAGCUGCUGACACCAUUCGCAGAUUCAUUAAAGGAUUCAUGUACCGCCAUCAGCCACGCUGUCCUGAGAACGAAUACUUCCUUGACUACGUGCGCUACUCAUUCCUAAUGAAGCUACAGAGGAGUUUGCCUAAAUCAGUACUGGACAAGAGCUGGCCUACACCGCCACCUGCCCUGACUGAGGCAUCAGACCACCUGCGCAAGCUGUGUAUGCAGAACAUGGUGUGGAAGUACUGCAAGAGCAUCAACCCAGAAUGGAAGCACCAGUUGGAGCAGAAGUUGGUGGCCAGUGAAAUUUUUAAGGACAAGAAAGACAACUACCCUCAGAGUGUCGCCAAGCUGUUUGUGGGAACAAGGCUCAAUGGGGAGGAUAUCAAUCCUAAAGUGCUCCAGGCUCUGGGCAGUGAGAAGAUGAAGUAUGCUGUUCCAGUGACUAAAUAUGACAGAAGAGGAUACAAACCGCGUUCACGGCAGCUGCUACUGACUGGCAGCAGUGCGAUCAUAGUAGAGGAGACCAAGCUGAAACAACGCAUUGAUUACAGUACUCUGAAAGGCAUUUCUGUCAGCUCCCUCAGCGAUGGCAUUUUUGUCCUCCAUGUUGCCUGUGAGGACAACAAACAGAAGGGUGAUGCAGUUCUACAGAGCGAUCAUGUGAUUGAGACGUUAACCAAAGUGGCAAUCUGUGCCGACAAGAUCAACAACAUCAACAUCAGCCAGGGAAGCAUAACAUUCACAGUGUGUCAAGGAAAAGAAGGAAUGAUUGAUUUCACAUCCGGCUCUGAGCUGCUCAUUGCCAAAGCUAAGAACGGACACCUUUCAGUGACUGCUCCUCGCCUCAAUUCAAGAUGAUGGAUACAUCCUGACCAGUGACCCGUCACACAGCCGCAGAUAGAGCUACACUCUGCCAAUGAGACGCCAGAGGCUUCGCUUCCACUUGUGAACUUCCAGCAAACUAAUCAAUAUUUAUAUUUCUGUGUUUGACAAUUUAAUAUUGUUGUUAUUUUAUGAUUUUAUAUUUUGAAGCCAAGAAAUAACAAUGUAUCAGUGCAUAUUUCUUGCACUGUGUAUCUGUCUUGCUUAAUUUGGGGAACAAUAAUUUGAUGUCUGAGAAGCUUCUGCCUUAUGUAAGGAAAAUCAGGGUUAGCAGUAAGAACUUUUUGAUUGUUUCUGUUCACUUUUUUCCAGGGACUCAGAAAGCAGAAUCAUACUCUUGCAUUUUAGUUACAGUAGUGAGAGAACAUUAAUGUUUAAUUUGAAGAUUUAAAUUAUUCCUUAGGAAAGGUUUCUAGAACCUGUCUUAUAUAAAAGCUAUACCAAAUACUUUUACAUGCAGUAGCCUAAUAAUUAUGAUUUAGUAUGUUGUGGAAAAAAUGUAUAGGGAAGCUGAACAGUUUUGUUGAGAGUUGAUGCUAAGUACAUUGAGAGCCUGUGUUAAGUCAUCUGGAAAUAUGAAGAAAGGAGUGUUUAUCUUAGUAGGAUCAGAGUGCAUGUUAACCAACUCGUGAAGGUAAUGGAAGGCAGAACGGAUUUUAUUCAAGCCAAGUUAAACUGAUGUGUCGAAUAGACUUGAAUAUAUUAGGCUCCUUUAUACCAAAUACUUUAGUCACACAUUAAUACCUUUACCCUUUACUAUGAUGACAUUUAUACAAGUUUUCCUUUUUGAUAAUCAGUUAAAGAAAAAUUAGUUAGAGGUUAAGGCAGUGGUAAAUAUAGACUGUCUCUAUGGUUUCAUACCAGGCAGUGUGUUCUGCCUAUAGAAUAACUUUCCUCCAAGUACAGUAGUAAAUAAUCGUCUUGCUCUUUAUGCACUGGAUACAUCGUAAUGCCCUUUUCUAAUCCACAGGCUACUUAGGCUAAAGAUAAGCAGCGGUUAGCUUGUGAAGAAGAAAAUGGUAGAGAAGUAUCCACAAAAAAGGGGUUUGUGUACUGCAUGUAAGCACUACUUCUGUGCAUAAUAAAUAUGGCAUUUCAGGAACAAAAGUGCACAUUAGCACGAUACAGACAUGCACUUCAUAGUAAAUCAGGCACCUUUGUACUGUAUAUACAGUACAAUCUUUGGUCUUGCCUUUUAAAAUAUUGAUUGUUAAGGGUUACUUUAGAAUGUGGAGCAAGUGCCUAUAUCACAGUUAUUCUCAUAGCAAAUAUUAAGCUUUUAAGAUGACACUAUUAAAACGCAACUGUAAAAAGCUAUUCUAAGUGCCACAUGUAACAUAGAACAAAUAUAUAAAAAUAUAUUUUUAUGGUUAUAAAAUGUUCCCAACGCUGUCCUUGGAAAAGCUAUGAGUAACGUUUUCUUACUGCACCUAUAGACAAGCAUAAUUGACACUUGUGAUUUUGUUUUAUACUAUUUGUGUAAUUUAAGAAACUGAAAAAUGUUAUUUGGAUGCAAACUGAUAACAUACCUAAGCAUAAUAAAGCUGAUUUCAUAAAUAAAGCUUUUGUCAAUCCUAA
This is a messenger RNA of Pangasianodon hypophthalmus (striped catfish), 5498 nucleotides long. RefSeq names its product myosin Ic, paralog b (gene myo1cb). Gene Ontology annotation, molecular function: ATP binding; actin filament binding; microfilament motor activity. Gene Ontology annotation, biological process: vesicle transport along actin filament; actin filament organization. The transcript is spliced from 33 exons. The record is from RefSeq and is a predicted model, not a curated record. Gene Ontology annotation, cellular component: cytoplasm; actin cytoskeleton; microvillus. Bases 810 to 3896 code for a protein of 1028 amino acids. Lineage: Eukaryota; Metazoa; Chordata; Actinopteri; Siluriformes; Pangasiidae.